Messenger RNA from Symbiodinium pilosum, 3396 nucleotides. NCBI's taxonomy places the organism in Eukaryota, Dinophyceae, Suessiales, Symbiodiniaceae. The record is from the annotation of a GenBank genome assembly.
AUGGCCGCCCAAGACCCAAACCAGCUUGCAGUUGACCUGCCGGAUCGACUUCAUGUCGCCAGCGACAAGUGGCAGGAACUUGCCACCACUGCCGACGCAUGCAGGAGCAAGAGCCCAGCAUUCGCAAGUGAUUCGCAGGCAUCAGCUGCCUUGAGCAGCUCGGGCGAGUUCUCUUCUAAAAGGUUGCGACGGAGGCAGGCAAGCAUGGGAGGCGAUUUCAUAACUGCAGCCCCGACGAGCGCUGCUCUGCCUGAUGCCAAGGUCCGGCGUUGGGCUACCUACAUCGUCGACAACAACUUCAACGCUAACAGUUUAGCAGUGGUUGUCCUUUUCGAUGCCUACCUCACCGCAUAUGACAUCGAUGCCAGGGCUGCUGGACACGAGACAUCCGCUUUCAUCCGCACGUGUUCUGAUCUUUGCCUCCUGCUCUACACGCUCGAGAUACCCCUGUUGCUGUUUGUGCGCGGGCGCCGCAUACUUAAAGACUGGAUGGUGCUCCUGGACAUUGUAAUCAUCCUGUGUGGAUUUGCGGAAUGGCUGUUGACCAACCUGGGAGAUGCCUUGACGUCAAGGAUCAACAUAAACGUGCUCCGCCCGCUUCGCCUGGCAAGAAUCAUUCGCCUGAUGCAGUUCUUGAGGAAGACUCGGUCGCUGAAGGAGUUGCGGAAGCUGGUGACGAUGCUGGCAACAUGCAUGAAGACAUUGGUAUGGAGCUUCCUGUUUGGUUUUGUUGUGAUGACAAUGUGGGCUAUGCUCAUGGUCGAGAUGGUCAACGACCUUAUUCUUGACGUCGCUAGCCGCACAGACGUCUUCGACGAGUGUGGCGAGCAGUGUCUGCAAGCAGCAUCCUCUGUCAUGAACGCAAAUCUCUUGCUCUUCAAAACAGUCGUAGCGGGAGACAGCUGGGGCCUGAUUGCAGUGCCCGUCAUACAGGACUACCCGGCAACUGCCAUCAUUUUCGUCGGCUCCCUGUUAACACUGGUCUUUGGAGUACUUCAGCUCAUCGUCGCUGUUGUGGUGGACACCUUCGCUGAGGUUCGUGAGAACGAUGUUAUCAAUUUGGCGGAGGAGCUAGAGCACAGCCUCAAGAACGAUCGGAAAUACCUGCAAAAGAUUUUUGAUCGUCUGGAUGAAAGCGGGACUGGCGAGCUGACGCUGCAGAAUCUGAUGGAUGGAGCUAGAAGAGAUGCAGAGUUUCAAAGCCGCCUGCGUGUGAUGGACAUUGAUGAGGUCGAUCUCCAGCAGCUUUUCGAGAUGAUCGAUGCCGAUGGUUCAGGUGCUAUUGAAGCUGCCGAGUUCAUUGCACCACUGAGUCGCUGGGUCCGUGACUCCAAGACUGCGCCUCGCUUCAUCAAGUACAAUCUCCAGCAAACAAUGCAGACGCAAGAGGAGCUCCUAAAGCUGUCGCAAUACAGUUUUGCAAUCAUGAACCAGAGGAUUCAGGAGUUGGAGAACAUUCUCAAACGCAGACUCGAUUCUCCUGGAGGCUAUUCGGGCAUCCACGAGCCUCUGGAGCCACACCAACCUGCUGAGCCGCUGGAUGAGGACAGCAAACAUCGUGCCGAGGCCGAUGCGGAAGAGCUGGAAACUGCCUGGAAGGAUUUGCCCGAUCUGCAGGUUGGUGAAGAUUUUAACCUCGAGCAGCCUAACGACAGCGCGCGAGAUCUUCUACAGUUCUCUGGAGAAGGACCUCGGAAGAACAAGGAUGCAGGGAGAUUCAGAGUUGACCGUGCUGAAUCACCCCAGACACCUGACCAUCAGACGCCUGGACUCCGAUCUGAUGCAUCUGCCUCUGAGCUCGGGCACGCGCUACGUGAGACGAUGCAUGCACUUGAGCGUUCUCUAGCGAGUGCCACAGAAGCUGCACUGCAGCAGUCGUUUGCGGUCGCGGAACGGGUUCUUCAAGAUCACCUGGCCUUCCCAUACGAGCGGCGUAGUCGCAGCCGGCGUCGUUCAUCCAAACACGAGGCUGCAGGGAGCUCCUCCAUCUCGCAGACUGUGUCCAUGAAAUCUGUAGAAGAGCUCUGGCCUGAUUUGUCCACACGGGCUUCCAAAAUGGAAGCCGCACGGCGUAAGAGCGUCACGGACAAGUUGUGGAGCACAUCCCAGAAAGGUUGUGCUCCAGAGCGAUUGGCAGUUGGGUAUGGCUUCUAUUUGCACGUGUAUGCUGACCCGGCAGCAGUCAUCUACCAGGUCAGGCAAGUGAAGAAGUUCUUCCCAGAUUCACCGAUUUAUGCGAUGAGUGAUGGCGGUUUGGACUUUAGCAAGCUGUGUGCAGAGGAGGGUUGCAAGUUUGUGCUAUGUCCGCCCGCGAACGACCGUUGGCAUCCGUGGCCCUUCUUUCGCCGCCUGUGGGAUGCAGCUAAUAGUUUGCCGGUCAAGUACAUCAUCAUGUUGGAGCCUGACAACACCGUGCAUGGCUAUCCAAAGCGGCCACCGGGGGCUGACCUUGGCGGACUGCUGGUGCAAGGUCGAUCUUUUGGCCUCGUUCGUUAUGUGGAGAAGCUUGCGCAGCAGAGAGCUCCAGGCUUCAAGUGGACAAAGCAGAGCAUGUCAUCGGGACUGUGUGGUGGUGCCUAUUUCCGGCGAGAGGCAGUGCUUGAUGCCCUAUCGGACGAGAACAUGAUGAGAUUGGAUUGGAAUUACUUAGGUGACCGCUUAAGCAAGGAGAUCUUUUCGUCGGACUUUGCCAUGCAGUAUGCCUUUGCAGCGCGGGGCUGGAGGAUUGAGCCCUGGGAGGAGACUGCCCAGAUGGACAAGCAUCCGGACCUACCCCUGACUGGAGCCAAAGACGCCGCCUUUCGCCAUUACUGCUCGUGCUACCCAGGGGGAAAGCCCACGUACAACUUAAAGGUGGCCAAGUCAGACGAGAAGCUUUUCAAGGGAGGUGGGUUUCAGAUGACUUCUGGACCUUACUCUUCUUCGGUGUGUCAAGUUUGCUACAACUUCACUCGCUACGUGCAAAUCUGGGGAUCCGCACACUGCACAAACACAAUUCCCUUUCAGCUUUCCGAGAAGCUCCUGAAGAGGCAUCACCCUGAGAUGGAGACCAAGCCGUGCACGCUCGAUUGGCUUUGCGAGGUUGGGAAGAUGCGUGGCCGCGGUGUGGACGUGUCCGGUCCAACAGCAACCAUAGAUCCGCAGGCAAGGUACCUUCUGCUGGAGCUGCCUUCUGCAACCUGUCCAGAUGGCACGAAGAGCGUGGAGUCCGUAGGUGAAUGCAAGGCAGCGGCUGCGAAGCUGGCGAAGAUGCUGGCCUAUGAGGAUGAGAUUUACCAAGAGAAUGACCCAAGGGGUUGCGUGUUUCGCGUCCCUGACAAUGAUAUGUACUUCAACGAUGCCGAGGAAGGGCGAGAAAACUCAGCGAGACGCCUAGUUUGCAGGGCCUCAAGCUGA